AUGAUUGUUACGUUUAUUUAUGCGGAAACAAACGACACUAUUGGCUUAAGUAAUUAUAUUUUUGGGAGGCAGGCAGAUAUAAUAAUUACAGAAUUUUAUCAUUUAAUUUAUAAACAUACAAUAGCAAAGGAAUUGGGUGAGUGGCUUACUUAUGUUGUAAUACAUUACCUGUUUAUCUCAUUCGAGGAUUUGGCUGGAUGGCUAUCUUAUCUAUUUUGUUACAAAAACCACUUUCCGCCAGCUUCCCAUUUACGGAUCUGUUACCGUCUCAACAACUCACACAUCGGUAAAAUUAUAAAUCACACCCUGUCUUGGGGUCUUGAAUUAGAGACACAUUUUUCGUUUUUCUCUACACCUAAUGCUGAAUUUUGGUGUGAAAUAUGCCAGCUGAAGUAG
Messenger RNA from Echinococcus granulosus, 396 nucleotides. RefSeq lists its product as hypothetical. The record is from RefSeq and is a predicted model, not a curated record. Lineage: Eukaryota; Metazoa; Platyhelminthes; Cestoda; Cyclophyllidea; Taeniidae. The transcript is spliced from 3 exons. The coding region runs from base 1 to 396 and encodes 131 amino acids.